AUGGCGGACAAUGCUGAGGGCGCCGGCGAGGCCCAGAUCACCUUCAAGGUGAAGACGGGAGGCGACAAAGUCCAUACGUUGACCAUGUCCGAGGCGGCAACUGUCCUUGAGCUGAAGAACAGACUCGCCGGUGAAGACUUGGAGAACGUCCCCGUCGAGCGCCAGCGCCUUAUCUACUCGGGCCGCGUCAUGAAGAACGACGACACGCUCGAAUCGUACAAGAUCAAGCCCAACAACACCAUCCACAUGGUCAAGUCGGCCGCUUCCAACCCCACCCCGCAGUCGGCCUCCUCCUCCGCCGGCCCAGCCCGCUCCUCGACCCCGUCUGCCAUCCCUACGAAUAUGGCUGCCGGCGUCGCCAACAAUCCUCUUGCCGGUCUAACCGGCGCUCGCUACGCCGGUCACAUCAACCUGCCCAGCCGGGAGAUGUUUGGCGCCGACGGUGGAAUGGGCGCUCCUCCCUCGGAUGACCAGAUGGCCCAGAUGCUCUCCGACCCCACCAUGAUGCAGACCAUGAACGCCGCCCUCGACAACCCCCAGUUCAUCGACUACAUGAUUCAGAGCAACCCGCAGCUCCGCAACAUGCCCAACGCCCGCGAAAUCAUCCAGUCGCCCUUUAUGCGCCAGAUGAUGACCAACCCCGACAUGCUGCGCAAUGUCAUGCGCAUGCAACGCAACAUGAUGGGCGGCCAGGGCGCCUCCCCUUUCCCCGCCCCCGGUGCUACUGACACCACCCCCGCCGACGCUGCCGCCAGCGGAAACGACACCAAUACCGACAACAACAACAAUAACAGUAAUAAUAACCAGCCUCCAAACCCCUUUGCUUUCCCGCCUAUGCCUGCUUUCCCUGGCGGAGGAGGAGGAGGAGGAGGAGAUAUAAACUCCAUCCUGGCCCAGCUGAACAGCCUCAACGCGUUGCUUGGAGCUCAGGGAGCCGGUGCUGCUCCAGCCGCCGCCGCUCCCGGCGCCUCUCCUGGGGCCGACGACGCCCAGGGCUCCUCGGGAACGACAGCAGGAACAGGAACAACGGGCACCCCCGCCGCGAACACAACCUCGCAGAGCCCGCCUCCCGCGAACCCCUUCGCGGCCCUCUUUGCCCCUCCUCCCAACACCGCGCAGGCUCAAAACCAGGGCCAGGGACAGCCCGCGAAUCCGUUUGGGCAGAUUACGCCGGAGAUGAUGCAGCAGGCCAUCGGCUUGUGGGGUCUCGGCGGCGGGGGCGGCGGCGGCGGUUUCGGUUUCGGUGGUGGGCUGGGCGGUGCCGCCAGCCCCGCGUCCCCGCCGGACAACCGGCCCCCCGAGGAGCGGUACGCGGAGCAGCUGCGUCAGCUCAACGACAUGGGGUUUUACGACUUUGACAGGAACGUGGCGGCCCUGCGUCGUAGUGGUGGCAGUGUCCAGGGCGCGGUUGAGCAUUUGCUCGGUGGAUCAUAA
Sodiomyces alkalinus F11 is the source of this 1434-nucleotide messenger RNA. RefSeq lists its product as hypothetical. Gene Ontology annotation, cellular component: cytosol. The record is from RefSeq and is a predicted model, not a curated record. NCBI's taxonomy places the organism in Eukaryota, Fungi, Ascomycota, Sordariomycetes, Glomerellales, Plectosphaerellaceae. The transcript has 2 exons. Gene Ontology annotation, molecular function: polyubiquitin modification-dependent protein binding. Bases 1 to 1434 code for a protein of 477 amino acids. Gene Ontology annotation, biological process: ubiquitin-dependent protein catabolic process.